Messenger RNA from Besnoitia besnoiti, 744 nucleotides. RefSeq names its product ribosomal protein RPL28. Gene Ontology annotation, molecular function: structural constituent of ribosome. The record is from RefSeq and is a predicted model, not a curated record. NCBI's taxonomy places the organism in Eukaryota, Apicomplexa, Conoidasida, Eucoccidiorida, Sarcocystidae. The transcript has 4 exons. The coding region runs from base 1 to 744 and encodes 247 amino acids. Gene Ontology annotation, cellular component: ribosome. Gene Ontology annotation, biological process: translation.
AUGCAACGACGUAGGGCCCAUCCCCUCCGCGUCUUCCUCCUCACACAUGCUCUUCUAGGGUUGAUCAGCUGGCUGACGCAAACGACGGCGUACCGUCUGUCUGCCGGCCCUGCCACAGCUCUUUCUCUUGCUGCGUGGUGUGGGCCUCACGGCGACACGGCUCAAAAUUCCUUUGGUCGUGCUCAUGGCGUCGGAUGUCAGCUUGGUGUUCGAGUCGGCCACUUAACUGACUACUGGCAGCAUGGAUCCCUAACCGCGUUGGAGCUGGGGUCAAGGCGUCACCUCCAGGUGAUACGGAGGAAGAAGAAGUAUCGGACAGCGGGAACCUCAACGGUCCGGAGACAUUUUGGCAUCAAAGGCAGGGGUGGGGGUAAGCUGCGGCUCGGCAAGAACACAGGCGUACCGCUCAAGGCCAUGGAGCGCCCGGCUCGCAGGUGUAUGCUACUUGGAAAAAUGGACAAUACAAAGGCGCAAAACCGAAGUCAUUCGAGAAUUGCAACGCACAGAGUGCAGCGACUGAAUUUGCACUGGAAGAGAUUGUGGUGGCCCGAAGCCGGAUACUACGUUAGACUCAGGCUCUCCGUGAAGGGGAUUCGGACUAUAAAGAAGUACGGUCUCCAACGAGCAGCCGACAAAUUUGGUCUAAAUUUGAAGAAAAAGAAGUACUACGCAGGUUACAGUCACAGGUACGUCCAGUAUUUGCAGAAGCAGCCGCGCGGUACCAACGCAUACGAAUGCGGUUGA